Molecule: messenger RNA, 9414 nt
Organism: Gryllus bimaculatus (two-spotted cricket)
Lineage: Eukaryota; Metazoa; Arthropoda; Insecta; Orthoptera; Gryllidae
Source: the annotation of a GenBank genome assembly
UUAGUAUUGAUAUGUGGUCGCUAGAUGGCAGUAGAGCUUUCCAGGAUUGCUUGGAGUGAUUUCUUUCUACAACGUCGAAUGUCGGCGGAAAUACACGAGUUGUAUCGAAGCUGCAGCAACUAAGCGCUAUCUGGUGAGCGUUUGGUUUAACUUCCUGUACAGCGGUAUGAGGGGUACUAACGAAGUGUGAAGAAUCUAUAAUGCUCCCAUACAGUGUUUUUCUUGCGUCUACGGCCCUGUCGUUGAGGUUUCCAAGUUUGAUUAUGGUUGUGUGAAGACUACAGAAGGUUCCUAUUGUGUAUUGUGUUGUUAUUGUAAACGCAGUACGGGUUUUAGUUCUCUGCACUGCCCGAUGUGGGGAAAGUACAUAAUAGUAGUAGCGUUUCUCGGAUACGCUACUUCGGCAAAUGUCACAUCGGGAGCACCUGCAGAUGGUGUUCCACGCCUUGACCUGCCCAACUUGGAAAGCGGCUACCAUGGUUUAGUUAAAGAAAAUGAAACCAUUGUUGAAGUGAGGCCAAAAAUUAGGGCUGUUGGUGCGGAGAUUUGCAGCUUUAGAAUUGUCAAUAAACAUCAUGGUGAAGCUCCAUUUGAAAUAAUACUAAAAGAUAAAGAUGAAACAAAAACUGAAGCAGAAGCAAUACUCAGGGCACGAAAAGCUCUUAAUUGUGAAAAACGUAAAAAUUACAAAUUUGAUAUAUCUGCAGUUAGCUGUGCUGGUGAUGUGUCUGAUAAUGCAACAGUGCAUAUCACAGUCGUGGAUAUUAAUGAAUAUCCACCGACCUUUCUUGAUCCAUCAUACGUACACCAAGUGGACGAAGGACGUCUUUAUGAGGAAAUUAUUCGUGUGGAAGCCACUGAUAGAGAUUGCACGCCAAAGUAUGGAGAUGUUUGUAAAUAUGAAAUCUUGACCAGCGAUCAGCCAUUUACCAUUGAUAAUGAAGGAGCUAUUCGUAAUACUGAACCUUUGGAUUAUGAGAGGAGCCACAAUCACAUUCUCUCUGUAGUGGCUUAUGAUUGUGGAAUGAAGCAGUCUGUGCCUGUUAUGGUGACUAUUAGAGUGAAUAGAGUCUGUAAACUGGGCUGGAAAGGUAUACCUGAAAGAAUUGACUAUGCCCCGGGGACAGGAAGAGAAGAUUUAUUUCCUGAUGCUGAAUUGGAAUUGUGCGAUGUUCCGUGUUCUGUUCGUACAAUUGAGACCAAAUUAAGUCUUGCCACCUCACAUAUUGGGAAAGGAUGUGACAGAGAUACAUAUUCUGUCCAAAGCCAACGAAAACUCUGUGGUGCAAGUAUGGAUAGUGUUGAUCUUCUACCCAGUCCUGGCAUUGGUUCAGAGUGGACUAAGUCUCUUCCAACUGACGAAGGACAUGAAUCAGAUCAAAUUUUUGAAUUUGAUGGAGAAAGUUCAGCAGUGGCUAUACCAUCUGAUGUUUUGGACCAUAACCUGGCUACCACUUUCACUAUUGCAACAUGGAUGAAACAUAAACAAAAUCCUGACCAGGAUAAACAUGUUAAGGAACACAUUCUUUGCUCUGCUGAUGAUCAUAAAAUGAAUCGACACCACUAUGCUUUAUUUGUACGAAACUGUCGUUUAAUACUUCUUUUGCGAAGAGACUUCUCAGAAGGUGAUUUAAAUAUAUUUAGACCAGCUGAAUGGCGAUGGAAAUUACCACAAGUUUGCGAUAACGAAUGGCAUCAUUAUGCAGUUUCUGUCAAAUUUCCUGAGGUUAUAUUGUAUAUUGAUGGCCAGUUAUUUAAAGCUGAAAAGAAGAAUCCUGAAAUUAUUGAUGAUUGGCCUCUCCAUCCCACAAAGGGAAUUAAUACCACUCUUACUGUGGGAGCGUGUUGGCAAGGAUCUGAUAACAAAAUGAGACACCAUUUCCGAGGUUAUUUGGCUGGCCUUUCAGUUUUACUUCACAAGACUGAAAAACCAGAAGUGCUUAGCUGCCUUCACAAAUGCAAAGAAAGUUUAGAAGUUCCAGCUAUGGAGCUUCUGGAACCAGGAAUGGAGCUUCUUACUAACAGUGUUGGCUACAUGAAUACUCGUCAGUUUCCUACAGCAGGAAGACGUAAUUUGCACCUCUCUACUACUGUAACAUGUGAAAGAGGCCGUCCAGUUAAAGUACCUAGUGUGGAAAGUUAUAUAAUGGUUUUGCAACCCCAGCAGCCGACAAUAGACAUCAAUGGCACAGGAAACGUGGCCCGAGAAUAUGAUGAUUUUCGCUUAGGAGUGAGGGUUUUUACUGAUGUACAUAUUACUGUUGGUCAAGUUAAAGGACAAAAACAGUGGAAGCAUGGUGAGCCAAUUAGUGUCAUUGAGAAGAAAUUAGAUUCAUGUACUGUGUCAGUGUAUCCUCCUCUCAAUCCUGACCAUGAAACGGUUACCCUACCUGAAAGUAUGUUAAUAAAAUUUGGUAUCGUUGCAAAGGUGAAUAAAGAUGGUGUUGUGGUUUCUGGAGCAGAUAUGAUUUACAACUAUGAACAGGUUUUGAGGCAGAUACAGUAUACAAAUAGGAAACCAGCAUAUUAUCUUAAUAGAGUUUUUAAGCUAACUUGUUCUGAAUUGAAUGGACGCUUUAUGAGCAAUGAAUACAUUCAAACUCUUACAGUGAUCCACCCUCGCUUGCCUGCAAGUAAAAAGAAUAUGGAUAAUGUGCAACCUACAGCAUCAUCAGUUACCAGUUCUGUUGACACAUACGCCAAAAAAUCUGGAGAUCAUCAUGUAGUUUCUGAAGGCACUCAAUCACAACCAUCUCCAGCACAUGCUCGUGUUGAUCGACAUCAUGCUGACUUGAGACCAGCUCAAACAAUGGGAGAUGUGUACAUAUCUAAUGGCCUUGACAAUGCUCAAGGUGUAGUGGCUGGUGGUAGUCAUGCUGUGACAAUCAUCAUAGUAGUUUGUGUUGGGUUUCUAUUAUUUAUGAUAAUUCUUGGUGUGAUACGUAUUCGUGCUGCUCACCAUCGUGCUACUCAGGAAGAGAUAGCAGAUACCGAAAUGGCUUGGGAUGACUCAGCCCUUACUAUUACUGUAAAUCCUAUGGAGCAAUUGGAUGGGUCUACUCAACCAUCUCGGCCUGGAAACAAUGGUGGAAACAAUGUAGGCUGUGAUGAAGAUGAUUCUUCUGAUGAUGGUUCAAGUUAUCGAGAUGAUGAUUUGGAUUCAUCUGAUGAAGAAGAGGAGGAAGGAGGAGAUGGUGGAAAGAAUCUUGAGUGGGACAACUCAACACUUGCCAUUUAGAACUUCAACUGUAAUAUUGUCACUGAUAAUCCAAUACAUCGUUCUACGGAAGUGACAGGAAUCUGUUGUGUGACAAGCAGUAUCCCUGAAAGUCAUCCGUUACUACCAGGUAAUACAAGAAGAGAGGCAUGAGAAUUUUGAAUUUUGGCCACUGUCAUAAAAUCUAGUCUCAAAAAUGUCAUGUUGUAUUCUGCCAGAACUAUCUGUGGGAAUAUGACUACUAACAGUAAGCGAAGAGAUUCAUUCAUUGUACUGUGGACUUUCGCAGACCUGAAUAGGUGUAUCAGAAAUACACCUUUCAUUAUUAUCCAGUGUAUCUCAAAACCAUGAUAGUAAUAUUUCGUCCCUUUCACUAUGAAGUACAUAUCAUACUAUUUGGUUGACAUCGCAGCACAACUUUUUGAGAUCUGUAGAUUUUUCCGUUAUUGAGGCGUAGAAGUAUUCAAUGUGUGUUGUGUAUUUUCAUUUAAAUAAGUUGGAGAAGACCUGGUAUUCGCAGACUUCAAGUUUGACAAAGUGCUACUCUUUAUGUGGGGACUACACUGCAUUGCAAGAUGAAUGAAGAGUGAACCCCUAUGUACAUCCUUGAAAUAUCAAAUUGUAUGGCCCUCUGUUGGUCCAGUUUUGAUUUAUUUUGACUUUGCUAUUUGUCCAUUAGAUAUCGUGUAAUUUUUUUCUUUGUGAAUAUUGCAAAGUGAGAAAUCCUGUACUGUGUGCAUUAUAACUGUAUGUGUGAAUGCUUCCACAUACAUGAUAUACAAACUGCAUUUCUUGCAAGACUGCAGCAAAUAUAAAUAAUAUAUCCUUGUGCAUGUCAUUCCAAUGGAUAAGUCCUUGAACUUCAUUUAUUGUUGAUGGCACUGUUGGCUUUUCUUUUAGUGCGAAUGACCAGUGAGAAAAUUAUUCAACCUAUUUUAUAAGUUAGUGUGCAUUACAUUUUCAUAUAAACAGAUGAAGUGCAGCUUUGUGAAUUAGGACAUCAUUUUUCAUGUACAGUAUUACAUUUAGUAUGAUUCUCUAAUUUUUGUGAUACUGAUUGAUUUCUCGAAUUAACGACUGAUACAUUGUGCACAAAAGGCAGUUAAAAUUUAAGUACAGGCAGCUUCAUGUACAUGAAGUACCUAUUAUAGCCCAAAAUAUUUUCUGUUGUAAAUUAUAUUUUGUAUUGUACAUUUGGAGGGUAUUCUGUUGUUAGUAAAUGCCCAUUAGUGCCAUAUGAAGCGUCCAAUUAUUUUAAUAACUUACUGAAAUUAAUUUCAUUUUUUACUAUAUCAGUAGUAAUAUUAAUAAUAAUGAUAUAUUCUUAUAUUUGCUUAAAAGACUAAUUAUUUUCUUACACAUGAACCUAAUUUAAUCUAUAAAUUUUAAUUUCAUUUUUGUUUUAUACGGUGCAGGUGAUUUCUAUUACAUUUAUGCUUCAGCACAUGAGUGUAUUAGUUAAAUAUACAUUUAGAUGACAUAAAAGUCUACGAAAUAAUACAUUAAUUUUUUCUUUCUUUUGUAGUUUGUGCCAUAUAGUAUUUGUUUUAAGCUAUUUACAAAACAGAUUUUGUAUUAAGGGGGGGGAAACUAACAAAAGGAUUAAGAUGCUAUCAUAGCACGAUGAAGUUAAAGUGUACAUUAAGUAUUGUGGUUGAUGUUAAGCACCAAGAAACGGGUGGAAAAUGGCCUCUAGGUAAAUAGUGACAGCAUAAACAUUCCAACUCAUAAAAUUUAAAUAGGCAGGUAUUGGGGCUCUGGUCAAGCUUUCACUUGUUUGCUACAUGGUAAUGCCACACAUCUUGUCACUUUCCAUUGAAAUUUUCACAUUGUAGAAUGCAAUGAUCUCAAUGUGACCAUUCAUUUCUACUUUGAUGUUGUUGUAGCAUUCCUGGGGCUUCCCAUUAUCUUAUUUCCUCUAAACUUGAUUCGUAAAGUAUCACAAAAGCAAUAUAAAUUUGUUGUCGUGCAUUACAGUUAAUUACUUUUAUCUACACAAAAAAACAACAAAUAUUUCUGAUAAUAGAGUAUUCUAGUCUCUUAUCAGAAUGUUACAAGGUAUGAGCUAAUUUUGUCCAUGUUUUUAUCUAUAUAUUGGAUCAAGAAGAAAUAACAAUGCAUGGGACCACUUCUUUAAUAUAGUGCAUCUAUUUUUAGGUGUAGUUGAUCUUUUGUUAAGCUUAGAUACUUCUAUUUGGAUUUACAUGUAAAACAAAAGAUCUAAAAGGGGAUUUUUAGGUUUAAUGUGCCACAGGCAGAUUUUCUUUCGCCCUUGAGAAUUUACCCAGAGAAUUUCCCUUCUGCUAUGGAUGGAUAGAACAAUCGUUAGGUACUUGUGUGUGAAAGCAUCUUCAGAUAUAAAAUGGAGAACCAGAAGAGGCCUUCAUGUGCAUGCAGUGAUUUUCAUACACUAUUGCAAAUCUUUUUAGUUGUUAAUCACCCACAUUUUGGUUUUGCAAUUAGAUUUAACACUUUGUUAACACAGGUAAAUGCAUAUAUCCUUAAUGUUAUAUAAAAAUGUAACUUCUCUAUCUCAUGUUCAUUAUAACUGUGGUGUACCAUGUACAGAAUAUUAGAUUGUUGGCAACCUAGAAUAUGGAGUGGGUGUCUUAUAGCUUUAAAAUUUUAGAGAUCUGUAUUCAGUGUAAUUACUUUUGAAUGGGAUGCUUACAUGUAAUGUGCAGCCAGUAUUUCCUUGUUAAUAAAUAUUGUAUUUUGAUUCAGUUUUGACUGAUAAUGGAUGUUAACACAUCCAUUGUCCAUUUCCAUUUAUAUUCAAAAUGCUAUCGAAGUGAAUAAAAGCUAUGAGCAGUAUUAAUAUAAUUGUGUGUAACCAGAGUAUCAUUGGGUCAUUUGAUUGGCCAUAGAAGUGUAACCUAAUAGAACCCAUUAAUUUUCCAUUUACAGCCUUUUUUCUCCUUUACCAGUCUAAAAGGACACUGAGCACAAGAUAUUAAUGCAAUUAAUCAUUUAUAAUAUUAGAUUUUUCUUAACUUUGUUUUUGAGAAACUUCUACACAUCACUAGUAUUUAUAUAAAAUUUUCCUUCUAAUUUCUGUAUAAGUAACCUGAAUAAAUAAAAAUUAAUCCUUUAAAACAAAAAUAAUCUUAUCAAAAGUAUGAAUAUUUAUUUCUCUGCAGUCUUACAUUCAAGCCUGGAUGAUAAAUUUUUUCAGGAUAGUUUAUUUCCAUUUUUGUCUUACCUGAUUAAGGGAAAGUAUUGAAUUAUCUUAGACAGCAUUCAUAUAUUUUUAGGAUUUGUUUAAUUCUCCAGUGUUAAUUGAAAGUGGAACUUAAUGUGAAUUUUAUGGGUAAACUAAUAAAUUGAGACCACAUUAUAGUUUGAACAACCUGUGCCAGUGUCUAUUUCUUGUGUUUAGUAAGUAAUUUUUGCUGAGUCUUUCCUUUUUUAAAAAAAUAUUUUUAUAAUACCCCUCAUUACAGUAUGCAUUUGUAUUCCUCUUAUCUUCAUUUAUCUGUUGGAGAUUUUUUAAAAAUUUCUAUGUUCAUUUCUUUAGCAGUUCUAGUAUUAUAUUGUCUUUUUUGUGGCAAAACAAUAAUAUUGUAUAUUCAAUCAUUAUUAAAUGGAAAAUCUAUUAAUAUUUUGGAUUAUUUUUAUGUAUAUAGUUGCAUUUCUUCACCGUUCAUAAAAUUCAUUGUGAUUGCAAACAGAAUAAAUAUUAUGCAUAUCAUGUACGUGCAAGUUUCCAUGUGUCCAACUGAAAAGAUAAUUUCACAUGUCUUUAUAAAGCAAUAUGUACAUACUGUAUUUUGGCUAUGUUGUGAAGAAUACACUGGUGGUAGUUAAUUGACUAAUGGUAGUUGUCUGAGCAAUGUGUUGUAUUAGCACUGCAUCAAGUGCUAUUCCUUUUGAUUAUUGUGUUAGUUAAGGGUAUUAAAUGUACAUAUGGAAGCUGCUUCAGAUCUUGUUUGAAGGUUGAAUUUGUUUAAAAUAUUGUGUUGAAGUUUUAAAAGCACAUUUUCUGUUGAUAUAUGUGUAUUGUUGUGAAAAGUAUAUUUUUCUUUUUCAUUACUAUUUAAUACACUAUGAAAAUAAGACUGUACUUAGUCUGCAUUUUCAAUUUCAUCAAACAAUUCCAUGUUAUCUUUAAUGAUACGUGUAAGACUCUGUUACUUUUAAUUAAAGAUAAGAAGCUAAUGCAAAAGUGCAAGGUGCUUAUUGUGGGGAAGGGACAGGAUAUAUUUCAAAUGUGGUUGUACAGUGCUAUUUGAGAAAAUAGGUUGCUUUAAAACCAGUUCCCGUUUUAGUUAGUAUUCUUUAGGCUUACCAGAAGUUCAUAAUACGCUUAGGAAUUUAAAAGUUAUAUAAUAUGCAUAUAUAAUACUAACAAACUGUGCACAUUGAUAACACACAAUUAAAUAACUUCAAUGAAAUCUUUAAAAAAAAAAAAAGUAGAAUCAUGUUAGUGUGUAAUGUUCACCUGGGAAGACACAUUAAUUCUUUAUGCAUAACCUCUGUGUAUUUACUAUGGCUUGUGGAUAAAAUUACCUGUUCUUCAGUAGACUAGGUUGGGAAUGCUCAAAACGUACAGAUAUAUUUAUUGACAUAGACAAUGACAUGACUGUUACAUUCUUUGAGAAGGUUAAAAGGAGAAAAGGGAUAAUGAUGCUACUUAAAAUUGUAUAUUUUAUAUUAAAAGUGGUGCCAGUUAAAACGGAAUUUGAAGCAUUUCCAGCUUAGAUAGCUGAAAGCUGCUUUGUUGGAAAAUGUUCAUGCCAUAUGUUUAUGGUAUAGAAUAACUAAACAUUUUAAAUUUGUUUUAUUGACAUUCCAUAUUUGCAUAUGUAUACAUGGCUUGUAUGUUAUAGUUAUGUUUUGUUAUAUAGGAUAUCUUUGACUUAUUCUUAAUUAUGCUUGCAUUACCAUAUAAACAUUUAGUGAUAUAAUGGUGAUUGUGAGAGUAGUUUGUAGGAUGGUUUCUUUUCUUCACAACUGUCAGAUCAAAAUGUACCACCUCAGAGAAUGAAAGAAUUGGCUGCCAUUUGAAAUGCAAUGUAUAGUUUUUCUGUACACCAUGCAUAAAUCAGUGAGUUGAUGUUUCGACAGUUGGGGGUGAAAGUAAUUAUCAACCCCAUUGAUGUACUUAAAAAACAUAUAGCUUUUAGUUUUUGGUACUGUUUUCAAGAGUGUAUGAACAUAUGCAAGUGUAGGUGAGGAAAGUACUGAGAUUGUGUAAGAAAACUCAGGAAAAUGAAUGCUGAUGAUUCAAGGUUGUUUAGAAUAAUUGCCAAGAAAGCAUUCUUCAGAAUAAAAUGAAGCUUCCCCCUUCCCCAGAGGUUUCCAGAGAAAAUGAACUUUGCUGUAAAAAAAAAAGUAUAGAAAAUAACGGGUGUAGGAUCCUUUCUUCGAACAUCUGAAUAAGCCUCUGAAAUCUUUUGAAAUCAUGUUGUUGUAGAUUUACAUGAAAUGUACUAGUACAUUUCUGCAGAAGAUUGGUUAUGACUUAGUAAUUUGUACAGAGAAAAAAGAAUUUGGUGUUGUGAUUUUCUGUCAUGAAGUAACUCUUUAAUACUGUAACUUCUUAUUUUAAUAAAGCCCUACACCCAAAAUAAAACCAGUGGUCACCUUUUUCCCCAUCACCUUGUGUUUUUUUUUUAAUUAAAAUAAAUUUUCCAAAUGCAUGUGCAGUAAUCAUAGUUAAAGUAAAUUUUAACAUACGGUUAUCUGUUAAUUACAGGACUUUAUACAGCUUGGAAAAGGAAGAGGGAAUAAUUCAAUGAAAAAGUAGCAUUAAUGUUAACUGGAACCAUGUGAAAAUUCUCCAAUGUGUUAAAAUCAUUGUUUUAAAAGUAUAAAAAGCUGGAACUUAACUUCUAAUGGGCAACCUCUUAACUGCUUUUCAACAUUACGGAUCUGGUUCUGUGCGUGUAUAAAUAUUGUAAUAUUGCUAAGCGUGAUAUUUAAUUACUCUUAUGACAAUGCAUGAAAUUGAAUUUGAUCACUCGUGCAAUUUGAGGCAUGUUACCCAUGCAGUUCUGUCACUGUGGCAUAUCCAAUGGACCUAUGAUAAUUUUAUUGAAAUUGAUAUGUUUUAAUAUACUGCUUAAAUGAUUAUUUGUAAUUUUAUUAUACAUAAAAUAAUCUUACUAAAUGCAUGGGAAAUUUUCAUAUAAACCCAAACCAAUUUCUCUGCACUUGUGGGAUUGUAUUUAAAAAUAAAACUCACUUUAAUUUUA